AUGGCGUCCAGGACAACCCGGCCGGCCAAAGGCAUCACGCUUGAGCAAUUGGCCGACCACAAUACUUUACAGUCGUUAUGGAUCGCGGUUCACGGUGUUGUGUACGAUCUCACGGCGUUCAGCUCCGACCAUCCGGGCGGCAUCGACGCACUGGAAAGCUGUGCAGGAAUCGAUGGUACCGAAGCGUACGAGUAUGCCGGCCACAGCGAGGAAAAUACGAUCAGACUACAGCAGUACCGUGUCGGCGAGCUGAUCGGAACCUCCGGACGAGCUCCUCCUGCCUCCGACAAUCCCGUGGUUUCAAACACUACGCAUAGUGCUGGAUCUGUAGUUGGCCUUGGGCAGGCUAUACUCGCUCCCUGGGCGAAACUAGCAGUAACCCUAUUCACUGCAUGUGGCGCGGUGGCCUUUUCAUACCGCCAGAUUUUGGCGCAAUUUGGAACUGGCCAGUUCCCAUUCACAACGAUCGUGGGCAUGAAAACUGGAAAUGGGUUGCUCACAGGCAUUGCCAUUGCCUCGUCCGUCAGCAUGGUGGGUUUUGGGUACCUUUACCGACUAUUUCUAUCGUCUCUUGACUACCAGAACGAUGUAUUUAGUUUUCCACCUGCAAUACCCAGAAAGGCCCGAAGAUAG
Aspergillus calidoustus is the source of this 633-nucleotide messenger RNA. The record is from the annotation of a GenBank genome assembly. Lineage: Eukaryota; Fungi; Ascomycota; Eurotiomycetes; Eurotiales; Aspergillaceae.